UAUACUGAUACUUUCGAAAGUUUGAAGUUUCAAAAGUGGGGACAUUUACCCAAAAACCUUAAAAACUUUCAAGAGCCGGAAAACUCGCCGCCGGGAUGACUCUUUCAGGGGCUCUGACCUUGGCCGUCCUCCUUUUAGCCCUGUACUGCGCAACAGACCCAUUCAAACACAGCGCCAUCUCGGAUUUCCCCGACUUCGAGACGUACAAGAUCGAGCUUUCUCCAUGGUCUGAUCUUCCGAAGGAGAGAGACCGCGAGAAUUUGCUCCAGAGAUCGGAAAUCAAGUUCCUUAACCAAGUCCAAGGCCCGGAGAGCGUCGCCUUCGAUCCCCUUGGCCGUGGGCCCUACACUGGUGUCGCCGAUGGCAGAAUUUUGUUCUGGAAUGGUCGCUCUUGGACUGAUUUCGCCUACACUUCGUCCAAUAGGUCUGAAUUAUGUGAUCCAAAACCAUCACCUUUAAGUUACUUAAAGGUCGAGCACAUUUGUGGCCGGCCUUUGGGGCUUCGGUUCGACAAGAAAACAGGUGAUUUGUACAUUGCAGAUGCAUAUCUUGGGCUGUUGAAGGUAGGGCCUGAAGGUGGACUGGCAACAUCACUGGCAACCGAAGCAGAAGGAGUGCCAUUAAGAUUUACCAAUGAUCUAGACAUGGAUGAGGAAGGGAAUGUCUAUUUCACAGAUAGUAGCACCAAAUACCAAAGGAGGAACUUCUUGCAGUUGGUUUUCUCUGGAGAAGAUAGUGGCAGGGUUCUGAAAUACAAUCCAAAAACCAAGGAAACUACAGUGCUUGUGAGGAAUGUCCAAUUUGCAAAUGGUUUGUCCCUAAGCAAGGAUGGUUCCUUCUUUCUCUUCUGUGAGGGAUCAUUGGGCAGGUUACGCAGGUAUUGGUUGAAAGGGGAAAAAGCAGGAACCUCAGAGGUAUUUGCUAUCCUCCCCGGAUUUCCUGACAAUGUUAGGACGAACGAAAAGGGUGAAUUUUGGGUGGCAAUCCACUGCCACAGGACCAUGAACAAUUAUGUAUAUGCAUUGUACCCAAAACUGAGGAAAUUCCUACUCAAGUUCCCAGUUUCCGCAAAACUGCAGUACUUGAUUCACAUUGGAGGGUGGCAACACGGAGUAAUUGCUAAAUAUAGCCCCGAGGGUAAGCUUUUGCAGAUAUUGGAGGAUAGUCAAGGGAAGGUUGUCAGGGCUAUUAGUGAAGUGGAGGAGAGGGAUGGGAAAUUGUGGAUGGGGAGUGUUUUGAUGCCUUUCAUGGCAGUUUACAACUUAGCUUGAAUCAAAAUAAUCUUCCCAGUAAAGGAAAACAUUUUUCUUAUUGCUAGAGGUAGCUCCUUCAAUAUUCUCAAAACCCUUCUUUCCUCGUGGCCAAUCGCCGAAACCACCUUAUACAAGUGUCGCCGGCUUUUUUUAAUCAGAAUUACAGUUUAGGUUCCUCUUGGUACCAAAGUUCACACUUGUACUGUUUCACUCUCCUAGUUUUGCUCUCAUGGACUGAUUUUUAGUAUUUAUAAUGUGUACGAAUUAUUCUGGACAUACCAGGAAAAUUUAGGACCUGUAGUUAGCUAGGCCUGAGUUUACCUAUUUUUUGUUGUUUCUAUCAUGGCAUAAUCAAGCCUUAAGGCUCUUGAAAACA
Molecule: messenger RNA, 1629 nt
Organism: Morus notabilis
Lineage: Eukaryota; Viridiplantae; Streptophyta; Magnoliopsida; Rosales; Moraceae
Product: protein STRICTOSIDINE SYNTHASE-LIKE 3
Exons: 4
Coding region: 96-1271 (391 amino acids)
Biological process (GO): biosynthetic process
Molecular function (GO): strictosidine synthase activity
Source: RefSeq, a predicted model, not a curated record